GAAAGUUAAAGUGUUACUAGUGCUUCCCUCCACAGUUCAGAGACCCCAUACGUGCAGCAUUGAUAAAUAGAGCAGACCUAGACGCCAAACACACGACAUCCUCCUUCGUCCUCAACAACACACUCUCAGCCGAAUCAUGAGGGUGGUGAACCUGGGUCCGGAUCCCUCUCUGGCAUAUCGCCCUGAUAGUCAUGAGAAAGACAAAUCAGAAUUCAGGAACUUUGAGAGUGGAGCUCUCUUCGACCGUGUGUUUAAUACAUACAAGCUGAUGCACACGUACCAAACACUGGACUUUGUCAGACAGAAGCACCUGGAAUGGGCCAAAUGCAAUCGCUUCAGCAUGAGCAUGAUGGAGAACAUCGAUUCCCUGGACGAGCUCGUUGACGAAUCCGACCCGGACGUCGACUUCCCAAACUCUUUCCAUGCCUUCCAGACCGCCGAGGGAAUCCGCAAAGAGCAUCCCGAUAAAGAUUGGUUCCAGCUGGUCGGUCUGAUCCACGACAUUGGAAAAAUCAUGGCCUUGUAUGGAGAGCCGCAGUGGGCUGUAGUCGGAGAUACAUUCCCAGUGGGAUGCAAGUUUCAGAAUUCUAUAGUGUUCAGAAACUCAACAUUUGAAGGCAAUCCGGAUGAGAAGAACCAUGCACUCAACACAGAAUUUGGGAUUUAUGAACCGAAAUGUGGACUUGAUAAUAUCCUGAUGUCUUGGGGACAUGAUGAGUAUCUCUACCGGGUAAUGAAGUUCAACAAAUGCACCAUCCCUGAGGAGGUAAACAAAUCUAGCAAACAAUAUACUUUCAUUUACGCCUUUAAAAGCCACUAUCAAACACUCUUCUUCUGCCAGGGUCUUUACAUGAUCCGUUUCCACUCCUUCUACCCCUGGCACUCGAACGGAGACUACAUGCACUUGUGCAACGAGAAAGACCUGCAGAUGCUGCCCUGGGUCAAAGAGUUUAACAAGUUUGAUUUGUACACCAAGAGCACUGAACUACCGGACGUGGAGAGCCUGAGGCCGUAUUAUCAGUCUCUCAUUGAUAAGUACUGCCCUGGGAUACUGCGCUGGUGAAUGUCUACCGCAGUUCUACGAAUCUGUCCUAAUUCAUACACAAACGUUUAUUGCUUUUGCUCCGUGGGCAAUAAAAUGCUCUGUGGGCCAGAAACCACCCAACAUUUUGGCACUUUGGAGAUGUCAUUAGAAAAUAAAAGUAAAAUAAAUAACAUGCUAAAAGUAAACAAGGUAUGAAUAAAAUAGGUUUUCAUUCAAAUACCUAUACUUCACUACAAUGUAAAACAAAAAGACAUUAAUUAUUAAAUUACACUUUCACAUCAUUAAUUACACUUUAUCGUAAAUAUUCAUUGCUAAUACUGUAUUAGAUUAAAUCUAAUCUGAAUUUAAAAUGUACAUUUUCUUGAAAAUAAUGGUGCUUGUGCCAGUGUAUAUUUUUCUAUGUUUAUUAAAAAUAUUACAAAACAUUAAA
This is a messenger RNA of Puntigrus tetrazona (Sumatra barb), 1475 nucleotides long. It is a transcript of the gene miox, whose product is annotated as myo-inositol oxygenase. The record is from RefSeq and is a predicted model, not a curated record. Gene Ontology annotation, molecular function: inositol oxygenase activity; iron ion binding. The transcript has 9 exons. Gene Ontology annotation, biological process: inositol catabolic process. Gene Ontology annotation, cellular component: cytoplasm. The coding region runs from base 137 to 1063 and encodes 308 amino acids. Lineage: Eukaryota; Metazoa; Chordata; Actinopteri; Cypriniformes; Cyprinidae.